AUGGCUCCCCACAUCGUUACGAAACCGACUAUCGACGAGCUCUCGAUCGCACUCGUGGAUCUCGUGGUUGAAGAAUCUAGGAAGGCCAUCAAUGCACGUGACAGAUUCACCAUUGGCCUUUCCGGUGGAUCUUUACCAAAGGUUCUUGCAACGGACCUAAAGGACAGGGAGGACGUUGAGUGGGACAAGUGGCAGGUAUUUUUCUGUGACGAAAGACUCGUUCCACUGGACAGCGAGGAUUCCAACUACUUGUUAUGUAAAAGAGAAUUAUUUGAUCAUGUACCCAUUCCGCCCGAGAGGAUUCACACCAUCAACAAUGAGUUGAUACCAAAAGAUCAAGACGCGUUUACCGAAGAGGUGUCGCAAGAGAUAAUUGACGAUUACGAGAAACAGCUCAUCGAAGUAUUCGCAUGCGUGAACGCGGUGAAAUUCCCCGUCUUUGAUUUGUUACUAUUAGGUAUUGGACCGGAUGGACACACUUGUUCGCUGUUUCCUGGACAUUCCUUGCUGGAUGAGAGUUCCUUGUGGGUUGCUUACAUCGAGGAUUCCCCAAAGCCACCACCCAGAAGGAUCACAUUCACCUUACCGGUGAUCAAUCAUGCUCAUACUGUGGCCUUUGUUGCGACUGGAGCAGGAAAACAAGACGUCUUGUGCAAGAUAUUGGAGGAGGAUGGAAAGGAUUUACCUGCACAACUGGUCAAACCUUCUCACGGAAGGUUAUAUUGGUUCUUGGAUGACAAGGCGGCUGCCAAGCUCACGAGCAAAUGA
Messenger RNA from Acaulospora colombiana, 768 nucleotides. The record is from the annotation of a GenBank genome assembly. Lineage: Eukaryota; Fungi; Glomeromycota; Glomeromycetes; Diversisporales; Acaulosporaceae.